This is a messenger RNA of Macadamia integrifolia, 1552 nucleotides long. Its product is annotated as methionine gamma-lyase-like. Lineage: Eukaryota; Viridiplantae; Streptophyta; Magnoliopsida; Proteales; Proteaceae. Gene Ontology annotation, biological process: transsulfuration. Gene Ontology annotation, cellular component: cytoplasm. Gene Ontology annotation, molecular function: carbon-sulfur lyase activity; pyridoxal phosphate binding. The transcript is spliced from 2 exons. The record is from RefSeq and is a predicted model, not a curated record. The coding region runs from base 74 to 1384 and encodes 436 amino acids.
UUUCUUUAUAAAGUUUCUGCUUGUUCUCCUUCUUCAACUUUCUUUCCCCCUCCAAAGCUCUCUCUCUCUCUCAAUGGCAGGAAACGGUGUUCUGCUCGAGAAGCAAGUGAGCAUAAAUCGUAACAUUUCAGCUAAGAACGCAGCAGUAACAUGGGAUGAUCCAGCGGUAGCUCUCACAACUGCUCGCCAUGAGUUUGGUGAGCACGGCGGUGUCAACAUGUCAAUUGAAGCCUCAGCAACAUUCACAGUCAUGGAACCAAAGACCAUGAACAAAAUGUUCGCCGGUGAGCUAGGCCCUAGCCAAGAUUUCUUCAUCUACAGCCGUCACUUCAACCCUACUGUCAUGAAUCUCAGCCGUCAAAUUGCAGCCCUAGAAGGAACUGAGGCUGCAUACUGCACCUCAAGUGGUAUGGCCGCAAUCUCAUCAGUUCUUAUGCAGUUAUGCAACUCAGGUGGACAUGUUGUGGCGUCGAGUUCCUUGUAUGGUGGGACUCAUGCUCUUUUAAACCACUUUCUUCCUAGGGUUUGCAAUAUAACCACUAGUUUUGUGGAUAUUAGAGAUCAUGAGAUGGUGAAGGAAGCAAUUGUCAAGGGAAGGACUAAUGUGCUUUAUAUGGAAUCCAUGUCCAACCCUACUCUUACUGUUGCUAAUAUUCCUGAGCUAUGUAGGAUUGCACAUGAUAAAGGGGUGAAGGUAGUGGUAGAUAAUACCUUCACUCCCAUGGUGUUGUCACCAGCUCGGCUCGGGGCUGAUGUCGUCGUGCAUAGUGUCUCCAAGUAUAUCAGUGGCGGCGGCGACAUAAUUGCAGGUGCAGUUUGUGGGCCGGCGAGCCUAGUGAGCUCCAUGAUGGACCUUCAUCAAGGUGCACUAAUGCUUCUUGGUCCUACCAUGAACGCCAAGGUUGCAUUUGAGCUCUCUGAGAGGAUCCCUCACUUAGGGCUCAGAAUGAAGGAGCAUUGCAAUCGGGCUUUGGUAUUUGCUACAAGGAUGAAGAAAUUAGGCCUCAAAGUCAUUUACGUUGGCCUUGAAGAACACCCAGACCACACACUUUUGAAAUCGAUGGCAAACCAGAAUUAUGGGUUUGGUGGUAUCAUAUGUGUUGACAUGGAGACUCAGGAAAAGGCGGAUUGUUUGAUGAACCGUUUACAGAAUUGCACCCAAUUUGGGUUGAUGGCAGUCAGCUUGGGCUACUAUGAAACCCUUAUGUCGUGCUCUGGUAGUAGUACAAGUAGUGAGAUGAAUGAAGAGGAGAAAAAGAUUGCUGGUAUCUCUGGGGGAUUAAUAAGGAUGUCCAUCGGGUACAAUGGGACUCUAGAGCAGAGAUGGAGCCAAUUUGAGAGGGCACUUUCUGGAAUCCAUGAUGGUGAUUUUAGUAAGAAUUGAUCAUAUGAAGUUCAUAUUAGGAAUAUAUGUACGUCUUGAGUAAAUAAAUGAAGAAGGUGAUGAACUCGACCAAAUAUGUCUUUUUUUUUUCGUUAUUAUAUGUUAGUAGCAAUGAUGAUGAUAUAUCUAUCAUCAUCAUCAUCAUCAAUAAAGUCUUUGCAUUUGAUA